AUGUUUCAAUUAAGCGCAUCUUUGAAAGGCCACGACCAAGACGUUAAGGAUAUUGUAGCAAUUGCAAAUGAUAAGUUCGCCACUGUGUCCAGAGAUGGUACCAUGCGCGUUUGGACAUACAAUGGUACUGAGUCCUCUUGGGAUAACAGAAUCAUGUUCCAUUCUACAAAAUUCUUGAAUUCAAUUUGCUUCGAUCCAAUCCAUCAGAUAAUAUACUUUGGUGGCCAAGAAUCUUUGAUCCAUGGUAUAUCCAUGGAAGAUAUCUCUAACACGACCGAUCAUCUUAUUGAACCCGAUUUUACUCUCAUAGGCCAUGAAAGCAAUGUUUGUUCAUUAGAAGUUAACGUUUCAAAUGGUGACGUAAUCAGUGGAAGUUGGGAUAAAACUUCGAAAGUUUGGUCUAAUGCACAAUUGAAAUGUAAUCUUCAAGGCCACAAUGCCUCCGUUUGGAAUGCUAAAUUUAUUGACAACGACUCCUUCAUCACAGUUUCUGCUGACAAGACCAUUAAAUUGUGGCAAAACAACAAACUAUUGAAAACUUUGUCGAAUAUUCAUAGCGAUGUUAUUAGAUACGUCCACGUCCUAGAUAACGACAGAUUUGUUACUUGUUCAAAUGAUGGUUCCGUCAAAAUUUUCAAUAAAGAUGGUAAAAUCAUUAUGACCCUGGAAGGUCACGAAAGUUUUGUUUACCAAAUCAAAUAUAAUCCAAAUACAUAUCAACUUGUAAGUUGCGGAGAAGACAGAUCUGUAAGAAUCUGGGACCUAAAUGAUAACGGGAAUGUCAAACAAGUUUUGAGAUUUCCAGCUAUCUCCAUCUGGUGUGUGGAUUUCUUACCAAAUAACGAUAUUAUUGUCGGAUCAAGUGACAACACUGUAAGAAUAUUUACUACAGAUCACUCUAGAGUGUCAUCUCAGGAAGAACUUAAAGAAUUUGAGCAACAGUUAGAAAGUUCAACUUUAAACCCUCAAGAAAUGGGUUUUGACGAGUCAAAAUUGUCCCCAUACGAGAUCUUGCAAACAAAUAAUGGUAAAGAAGGCAAAAUUGUAGUUGUAAAAGCCCCCUCUGGAGUCAUCGAAGCGCAUCAGUUCUCUAAUGGUAAAUGGAUUAAAGUCGGUGAUGUCGUUGGAUCAACCGCAACUAGUAGCGAUAAGAAAGUUGAAUAUGAAGGUAAAUUAUAUGAUUUCGUAUUUGACGUUGACAUAGAAGAGGGGAAGCCUCCAUUAAAGUUACCAGUAAAUACUAACGAUAAUGUGUAUGAUGUGGCAGAUAAGUUCAUUCUUCGUUAUAAUUUACCUGCUGAAUACAAAGAUCAAAUUGUCAAUUUCAUCAUAAAGAAUACAAGUGGGGUAUCUCUUGACACUAAUAAUGCUGAGAAAAAAGUACCUCCUGCUGCUCCAGCUGUUGAUAUUUCAAAUAUGAAAGUUUUACCUGUUAAGAAAUACUUGUCGAUGAAGAGCUUCACUCCUGAUUCAAUCUUUAAUGGUAUAGUAAAAUUCAAUGCUAAUGAAAAUACAUUCAAUGAUGAUGAUUUAGCCACCAUUGGCGCCGCUUUGAAUGAUCUAGAAAAUAGCUGGGACGUAUUAUAUAAUUAUGCCAUGACAAUUAAGCAAAAAUGGUCUAAUAAAGUGCCUGCCUACGACAUCAUACGACUUAUAGUGGAUAAAUUAUCAAAAUCAGAUGAUAUUCAUGAAUUUAUCGAUGAGGGUCUAGGAACUAGAAACAUAACAACUACCAUGCUAACUAUUCGGAUAUUGGUCAAUUGCUUCAAGAAUAAAAAUUGGGGGAUGGCACUUAUGUCAUCCUCAAAAGUUUACACUUCUAUCUUUGAAACUAUUGAUACAAUAUUUCCUGAAGCUGUGAAACGUCAAUCUCAAAAUUUGGCAAUUUCUGUUGCCACUCUAGCCUUCAACUACAGUGUUUUAAUCUUAUCAGAGAGCCAAUCCAAUAAAUCACUAUUAGACGCCAUUCCUGUUGUUGCCGACGCAAUCAAUAACAAAUUUGGUGUGCUUGAAGAGUACCAAGAAUCAGAAGAAGCCGCAUAUAGAUUACUUGUGGCCUAUGGUAACCUUGCAACUCUAGAGCCAAGUCUCAGACAAUUUUCCAAGUCGAUAUCCUGGUUAGUGAAAAUAAGAAAUCUCUACAGUGGUAAUAAAAGGUUUCACGACCUUUUCGAUGAUUUGAACUAG
Kazachstania africana CBS 2517 is the source of this 2187-nucleotide messenger RNA. It is a transcript of the gene DOA1, whose product is annotated as Doa1p. Gene Ontology annotation, molecular function: ubiquitin binding. The transcript has a single exon. The record is from RefSeq and is a predicted model, not a curated record. NCBI's taxonomy places the organism in Eukaryota, Fungi, Ascomycota, Saccharomycetes, Saccharomycetales, Saccharomycetaceae. Gene Ontology annotation, biological process: proteasome-mediated ubiquitin-dependent protein catabolic process; ubiquitin recycling. The coding region runs from base 1 to 2187 and encodes 728 amino acids. Gene Ontology annotation, cellular component: nucleus; cytoplasm.